Molecule: messenger RNA, 7138 nt
Organism: Neoarius graeffei (lesser salmon catfish)
Lineage: Eukaryota; Metazoa; Chordata; Actinopteri; Siluriformes; Ariidae
Product: tripartite motif-containing protein 16-like
Exons: 10
Coding region: 434-2905 (823 amino acids)
Molecular function (GO): zinc ion binding; DNA binding; protein binding
Source: RefSeq, a predicted model, not a curated record
CUGUGCGAAUGAAUGAAUGAAUGAAUGCGAAUGGUUGCUGGAACGUUCUGAUUCAUAAUGCUGGAUUUUUGUGCUGCUUGGGGUUGUAAAAGCUGUCUAGUAUUAGAAACGCAGAGUACUGGAAUAAACUUUAUUUAAUGCUAUGCUAGUAACGUUAACUUUAAUACAGUUUCACUGCUAUCCUGCAUUAAAGUGUUAGUCUUAGGAAAAUAACGUCACUGCUGGGAAUUAUACCUUAUAAAACUAGGCAUGUUCAAUAGUUUACUGUCUAAAUCGGGAACAUGUUCUGUUUAGUUGGUCAACUUUGACCCUUUAAGUCAAAGGAAGUGACGUCAUAUGCGCGACCCUUGAAAGUUCGUGGCAUUUCUGGCUUCAUCUGAUUUGCAAAGUUUUUAACCAUUUUUUCCCCCCACAGCAGAACUGAAAACAAAGUAUGGCUCCUAAGAGGUGUGUCGUUCAAGACUGUGCAAGAAUAGCUGAUAAAAAAAGUGGAAUUUCGAUUCAUUACAGCCCAGAGUCGACAGGGCGCUUAUGGAAUGAAUGGGUUCGGUUUGUCCGGACAAACAGAGGUAACUUCAAGCCGACAGGACGCUUUGGGGUCUGCUCCAUGCAUUUUGAACAAGAUAAAUUUGUGAGGCAGAUUCACAUAGCGGGAUUUCAGCGGCGUCUGGUGCGCGGAGCAGUUCCUACCAUCUGGAAACAGAAGUCUGAAGCGCUGUCCCAAAAAGCUCACCGCACAGCUCUGAAAGAGAUUCUCUCACAACAUGAGCAAAAUGUACGCCCUUCAAAUAAUACUGCAUCUCCAGGUAUUUUGUCCGAGUGUGCUAUAGACAAAUUACCUGAGGCAUCUGGGUCUGCUGUAGUACAAAUGGCAGCUCCUCCUUCUUCAGAUACUGCAUCAUCGGCACAAACACAAACGGCCUUUCCACCCUCUCCAUCUACAGCAUCUGAAACGGCCUCUCCCUCAAUUGAUAUGGAAUUAACUCUUCCUCCUGCUCACUGUUCCACCGGCCCUGGAGAUGUAGAGUGUGAUUUUUGCACCGAGAGGAAACACAAAGCCGUCAAGUCCUGUCUGAUUUGUCUGACCUCCUUUUGUGAAACUCAUCUGAAACCUCAUAACGAAGUUCCGGCUUUGAAAAGGCACAAGCUGGAAGAGGCCACGACGCAGCUGCAGAAGAUGAUCUGCCCACAGCAUUACAAGCUGAUGGAGGUUUACUGUCGUACUGACCAAAGCGCCAUCUGUUGCAUGUGUAUGAUGGAUGAACACGCAGGUCAUGACACCAUCAUGCUUGCAUCAGAAAGAAACAAGAAAGAGAGUGAGCUAAAGAAGGAGCUGAUGAAAUCCCAGCAGAGAAUCCAGGAGAAGGAGAAGGUGGUGCAGGAGCUGAAACAGUCUGUCAACACGAUAAAGCUCAGUGCACAGACAGCAGUGGAGGGCAGUGAGCGGAUCUUUACUGAACUGAUCAGCUCCAUGGAGAAAAAGCGCUGGGAGGUGACGGAGCUGAUCAGAGAUCAGGAGAAGGCUGAACUGAGUCGAGCUGAACGACUCCUGGAGCAACUGGAGCUGGAGAUUGCCGUUCUUCAGUGGAGAGUCACUGAGCUGGAGCAGCUUUCAUACACACACGAUCACAUCCAUUUCCUCCAGCGUUUCCAGUCAGUCACUUCAUCUGAAUAUAAGGACUCGCCAAUCAUCACGAUUAAUCCCCGUCUCUCACUCGACAAUGUGAAGGAGUAUCUCUCAGGCCUGAAAAUGCGACUUGAGGAAUUCUGCGCUGAGGAAAUUAAAUUCUCUCCACCAGAUUCUGCGGUUCAGAUGAUAUCCCCUUCAGAGCCACAGAGCAGGGAAGAUUUUUUGAAAUCAAGCUCGUGUUUCGCUACGGCUCAAAAUAUGGAUUCUCCACUGUCGAGAUUUCUUCGAGUUCGUGGUGUACCAGAGGACUGUCUCCUUCGCAUGGAGCAAGAUCAUAUUGAUGCCACAGUCCUUGAUUUUAUGGACGACAACAUUCUGGCUGGCUACAUCCCAACUUAUGGAGAUAGGAUUGCAGCAAGACGCUUCUGUUUGCAACAUCAUGGUGCAAAAAACAAAGAAUCAUCAAAACAUUCAAUGCUUGAAAAACUGAAAAAAAGAAAGGGCAUUGGCGGGAGUGAUAAUGACACUUGCAACGAGGGGACUUAUACCGAAAGACAGAGAAGAAGUUACGCGCAAAACAACAAAUGGGCAGAAAAAAAGACGAGAAAAGUGGAGUUGGGAUGGAUCCAUGAAGGUAAACAAGUCCGAAAACGCAAAGGAGGGGGGACAAGGACCCUUGAUGUCCCCAAAGAAUCAAAGAAAGGAGACAUACUACAGUAUGCCAAAGAUAUCUUCUUCCCGAACGGAAAAAAUAGAUUAGGAAAUUUUGGAACAUUUAGUCAUGACAUAGUAGAUUAUCAGGAGGAAGCUAUUUUUGAUGAUGUUAUUACAGUUGGAGAACUGUACAGUUUACUAAGAGUAGGAGUGUUGAGAUUCUACCUGUGCACUAAGGUCCCAAAAGAUGACGACGAUGAAGAACGUGUUGGGAGAGAUUCAAAUGUGAACGAGGAUGUACUACAGAAUGACAUGCAAGAAGAGGACGAGCAGCAUCUUCAAACUGUUGAUACAGAGGCAUUAGACACAGCUGAGGUUGAGGUGAUGCUUGACCCCCAUCUUGGAGAACCCAUGGCUGGCCAAACGGAUAACACUUUAUGUCAACCUGGCCUGCAGCUCAAUGAGGACAAUGCCGUCACAUCAGCCCUCUUUCCCAGAACAAGCUCAGCACUCAUUACUCCAGACACAGCAUAUGUGCCUCCCCCCGUGCCUUCCCCCCCAUGCCUCCUCCCACAAGCACGGCAAACAUUACUUCAGAGUCAGCAUCUAUUGAUGAUGUAGCAAGUAUCUCUACAGCUUCAUGUGAUGUGCAUAUCACCAUUAAACUUCACAGGGUCAAUCUUCUGGAGGAGAUGAUAGACCAAUUUAAGGAUUCAUCACUUGUCAAGUACCCCCUUCAUAGAUGAAAAAGGAGCUGACCUAGAUGGUGUCUCAAGGGAUGUAUAUUCUGCAUUUUGGGCACAACUCAUGGACCACACAGCUGAAGGAGGACCUGAGGGUUCCAUCGCUGUGUCCUAAAUGGCAAGAGGAAGAAUGGAAAUCCAUUGGCCGGAUUCUACUAAAAGGAUUUCAAGACCAUGGCUAUUUCCCCUAACGCUUAUCCCCUGCUUUCAAUGUAUCACUUAUUUUUGGUGACAAUGAAGUCUCGGAUGAUUUGCUUUUUGAAAGUCUUCUUCUGUUUGUUAGUCAAUCAGAUAGGAAUCUGAUCACCACUGCGUUAAAAGAAGAUCUUUCAGAGGAUGACAGGGAUGAGCUGAUUGACCUGUUGGACCGCAUGGAUGUAACAGCCCUUCCAACACAACAGAAUUUGAAAGGCAUCCUUCUAAAGGUGGCACACAAACAGCUGAUCCAAAAGCAUGUGAGAAGAUGUCCUUGAUUGCUGGUUCCUCCCUAAAAGAAGCAUUUGCGAGCCCACAAGAUGUCUUGCUUCUUUAAGCCAACAACUAAAAAGCUUUUGAAGUUACUACAUGCCUCUCCUUCCACCCAAGCAGAGAACCAGAGUUUUCGUUUCCUGCAACAGUACAUUAGAGGAUUGGAUGAUGUUGGUCUCAGAAGGAUGUUAAGAUUGAUCACCGGGUCAGAUGUUGUCCGUGUUAACAAGAUUGAGAUCAUGUUUACGGCAGUAGAUGGACUUGUAUGUCGACCUGUAGCACAUACCUGUGGUCCAGUUCUGGGACUGCCAUGGACAUAUGCUUCCUAUCCUGAACUAUGCACCGAAUUUGACAGUAUACUGAUCAAUAAAACCUCAUACGAAUUUGGCAUCGCAUAGGUUUAUUAUGGUAUGCUUAUCUCAUCUGAUUGUAGCAGAAGGCAAAGUUUAGAAGUAAGAUAUUUUUGAACAUCCGAACAGAAAUGAGGUAAAAAUGUAUUCAGUUAUAUUAACAUUUGUCAUCUUUGUUUAGGGCCGUACUGUGGGGUGUUUUACCUGUUCAUGAAACGUUAGUCGUAUAUACCCUGUGUAGGUGCAUUUGGUUAAUUAUUAAGUGAUCUCAUUAAAUCAGUCUCAUUAAAUUUGAAGGUUAAUAAUUAAAAAGAAUCAGUCUCAUUUAAAUCGUUUGAAGUGAAUCAAAUCAGUGAAUCGUUCAAAUGAAUCGAAUCAGUGAAUCAUUCAAAGUAGUGAAUCAUUGAAUCAUACCAUCACUCUUGGCGCUCAAUAAUAAUUACCAAACAGCUAAAUUAUGGUAUAUCAUUAAAUUAUUACAAUCACUUACCAUUUACAUAACUGAUAUGCACCUUUUUGAAUUCUUUGCGAUUGGGGACUUCAAAAUAUAUUGAAACACCAACAAGAUGAAUACACAGAGGUUGUUUAAUAAAUGAAUUUAUUAUAACAAAGAUAAAAAUAAUAAUCAGUUGGAAAAACCGUGAGGUAGUGUAGGUGUAUAUGAGUGUGUGGGUGUGCUUAGAGAGAGAGCAAGGGUGUGUGUGUGUAUGAGGGGCUAUAAAACUUGGAAUGUUCUAUCUGAUUGUGUUGGUAUGUGUGAGUGUGGGGGAAGGGCUACCACAUGUAAAGGUUCAUGGAACAAAAGAAUAGUGUGUUAGCUCUAGCUUGUUGCUAUGCUAAGCACAUAGUGUAGGCCUGAAUUAGCCUCGUGUAGCUAACUACACGUGGUGAAUGCCUUGUGAUCCCUGGAGACAGCACAAUUAGAUCUAGAAGCUAAUGGAACAAGAGAAUUAGCUUUGGAUGCUAAUGAGCCAAAAGACAUUAACCAUAGACUAAUUUCACCAACUUAUACAGUACUGAAUCAACUAAAACUUUGAUAAGGUCAAAAUGUGUGUUAAGGAGAUUUAGGAUGUUAGUGAAAGGAAUAAGAGGAAAACAUGCACAGCCUAUUAAUUGAUAUUAAACAAAAUAAAACAAUUUAACACGCUAAGUGUUUUCAGUGUUACUGAUAAACAGUUCAUGAGUUAAAGUUCACACUACUUCAUAAAACUAAUUCCUAGACUAGUUUAAUUAUGAUUAUUAUGAUUAUGUCCAAAAAUACCAGUCUUACUCAAACAUUCUUUAGCAAGACGUGGAGAGAUAUUCACUGUGGGGAAGUUUCUGUAGAAGGCGGAGAGAACUUUCUGGUCCGACGGAGCACUCAGGUCCGACGUGAUGAAAAGAGGAUUCUUGGUCCGAACUUCAGCGUUCGUAAGAAAAAGUCUCUGAUCAGAAUUAAUCUGCACAGUGCUGUUCAGAAGGAAUCUGAUCGCUUUGAUUAAAAACUGUGUUUAAACGGCAGUCGUGACGUCACUUUAAUACGAAUGCCGGCUUGUAACUCAGGUUGAGUUUAAAGAUCGCGCUAUUCUGGAUUUUUACCUUGGCCAGAGGUGAACACAGAACGUGCUGGAUGAUAGAUCUUUGCAAAGUGAGAUGUUCCCGGGUUUGCCUGCAAAUGCGAGCGGUCUCUUUAUUGUCUGUUGGAGUUGAAGUCCACAGAGCCAGAGAUGAGGAGUUGAGCGUUUGUUCCAUUAUUUAUCUCUUCAUGGCAGACGUGGUGAUAAUCCCGCCCCCGGAGUGACGUAUGUCAACGCAGAAGUUGGCUGGGAGUUGUAGUUCUUAGACACAAAAUGGCGGCAUGAUACCUACACCUGUCCACACUAGGGAUUUUGUACCGAUACGAAACUACUUUCGUACCGCAACACCUGUCCACACUAGCAACUAUAGCGGUACUGUAGCGGUAUAACUGUAUCGGUACGAAACCCACAAAUGUAUGGGUUUCGUACCGGUACAGUAUCGGUACUGUAGCGCUUCGCUGUAGUGUGGACAGAUGAAGCGGCUCUGUAUCGAUACAAAUAUAAUGCGCAUGCGCAAAGUCACACACCUCAAUCGAUGUCUUCGCUGAAUAAAAUAGUGAAGAACGGAGAUUCGUUUGUUUCUUUCUCAACUGCCUCACGCGUUUUAUACGAUUCGACUGAAUAAAUGACCACCAGAAAUACAGACUGUACACUGACAACAAAAAGCACACACACGUUGUUUCAUCCGUACGGAAGCUGAGAGAGGCCCUUCAUAUAAUCCUUUUUUUUUUUUUUUUUAUUCACCUUGUUAUCCCGAGAUAACGACAUAAUUAAUUCAGGAUCUCGAGAAAACAACACGACUAAUUUGAGAUCUCGAGAAAACAAAACCGUUAUUUCGAGAUCUCGAGAAAACAGCUGAGAAAUGGUUCAUUCAGGUGCGCCAAGAGACUUGUGAUAUGCUGACUUUGGGGCUAUUUCUCAUUCUGUAUAGACGCAACUUUGGUCAUUAGAAUGUCUGGAAUAAUCGAUCACCUAAUAAGGCAAUAUUUUGAUCAGGGGUUGACACAGGGAGAGAUUGCAUUAAGUCUUUUAAUAAGGGAUCAUUUCAAAAUUAGUCCGCGGCACCUCCGCAGAAGACUGGCCCGGCUUCGUCUCUACUGACGGAGAUGCAGUGAUCCAGCUGAGAUCAUGAAAUAAUUUUUGUUUUCUCGAGAUCACAGAAUAACAGAUGCCAUAUAUUCUCGGAAGGAAGUUACUCAGUAACCACGGAAACAUUUCGCGCACGUGCAUUUCAACUACCGUGAAAGAAAACCGCAAACAUUUCUCGCUAGUGUGGACAGAUGCGCUAAACUGUACCGGUAUACUUUGUAUCGAUACAGUUAUACCACUUUCGUACCGGUAUAAGUGUGAACACAGCAAUAAUGCCUAAUCUGUUUGAGAGCUGAAGGUGCACAUGCUUUCCGUUAUCUGUCAAGUUUGAGCAAAGCAAGCCAGUUACCUUAAACUUGUUGAUGAGUUUCAAAGCGCAAUGAGCUCGAGACCUGACCACUUUUGUGUUAUGGAUGUAACACUGUUAAUCCUAGCCUAUUUCUGUUCUCUUGUUAGUUGCUGGUGAGUUUACACAGAGCACAAUAUGCUCUAGUUCUGUGUGGGGUUAUGAUGCCACUGUCUCAUAGCUUAUUUUUACCAACCUGGAUUUACCAUGGAACACUUGUUGAUGAGUUCCAAGAGAGCAAUGUGAUACUAUAAUGGUUCCUCUACAUGUUACAACAAAAUAAAAUUUGACUUGCUCUUGUA